AUGGAGGGUGCCUUAGGGACGCAGAAUAUCUCUUCCCCUUCUAUUACUCUCCCCCAUGCCCACCACUUUGUACCUCUCAAACUCACACCCAAAAAUUAUUUAUCUUGGCGCAAGCAGAUCGUCGCCUAUCUUAAGGGUAAGGGUCAACGGUUAUUCUCCUUUCUUGAUGGUUCCCAUCCGUGCCCAGAUGAUGCCGAUGCAGCUGCCCAAUGGUCUGCUCAAGAUUCCGCUAUCACCAGUCUUCUUCUUGCUUCUCUAUCCGAUGAAGUUCACUCUUUAGUUCUUGAUAAAGAAACCAGUUUCGACAUCUGGACUGCCCUUCAGGAUGCCUACGGUUUGGCCUCAAUGACUCGUCUCAUGUCUCUCAACAUGAGUCUUCAAAAUUUGCAGCAAGACCCUGAUGAAUCGAAUUCGGCUUACCUGCAACAUGCUAAACUCAUUACCGAUGAACUUGCUGCUGCUAGCAAACCUCUUACCCCUGCAGAUUUCAACAUUUAUGUUCUUCGUUCUCUACGCUCCGAUUUACAUGACAUGGUCUCUCCUAUCCUUAAUCGCUUGGACCCUCCAUCAUAUGCUGACCUAAGUAGACUCCUCUUGAGUCAUGAGAGAAUCAAGGCUUUCCAGAAGCUUCGUUUAACUGAAGCCCCCAUCACUGGAUCUCAAUCUCCUUCGGCCAACACUGUUCAACGGACCGAUCAAGUCAACCCCUCUUCAAGUCGUGGUUAA
Molecule: messenger RNA, 726 nt
Organism: Telopea speciosissima
Lineage: Eukaryota; Viridiplantae; Streptophyta; Magnoliopsida; Proteales; Proteaceae
Exons: 1
Coding region: 1-726 (241 amino acids)
Source: RefSeq, a predicted model, not a curated record